This is a messenger RNA of Nerophis lumbriciformis (worm pipefish), 972 nucleotides long. The record is from RefSeq and is a predicted model, not a curated record. Lineage: Eukaryota; Metazoa; Chordata; Actinopteri; Syngnathiformes; Syngnathidae.
AUGACGGCCGCGCUCUUUAUCCAUUCUUCGACGCUCGGCCGGAACAACGGACUGCACACGAUCCGGGCUGGUGGGUUUCGUCGUCACGAACUCGAAGAUGACGAAGCCGCUGUCCUCACGGACGGCGCGAACCUAUCGCGUGCAAUGUCCUACAAGAAUGCGGCGGCCGACCUUCCCCUCGGUGGCUGCAAGAUGACCGUUCAAUGCGCACCGGUCGACGCCGACGAUCGUUCGCGGGUUGGAUUCCUCGCCUACACGAUCGAGAGCGGACGCUUUCUGACCGGCCCCGACAUGGGCUUCAUGCCGGAGCACGCCGACGCGAUGCGCGCGCGAUUUACGCGUCACGUGACGGGCGGCAAGAAGGGCGCACUCGGACCGACCGGAACGCCGACCGCCCGCGGAACCUUCCUCGCGAUGGAGGCCGCAGCGCAACACCAACUCGGCGUCGAAAACCUCGCCGGACUCACGGUCGCGAUCCAAGGUCUUGGCGCCGUCGGUCUGCCCCUCGCCAGACACCUGCGAGAAGCCGGAUGCAAACUGAUCGUCGCGGACAUCAACAACAGCGUGAUCGCAAAGGCCCACGAAGAAGUUGGUCCGUUCGAGGUAGUUCCGGCGGCGACGAUCCUCGACGUCAAAUGCGACAUCCUCGCGCCGUGCGCGGCCGGCGGCGUCAUCACGCGGGAGCAGAUCGAGCGGCUCGACUGCCAAAUGAUCUACGGUUCGGCCAACAACCAACUCGCCGCCGUUUCGAAAGAAGAAGAGCUGUCACUCGCCGAAGCCGUUGCGAAGCGGGGCAUCCUCUUUCAAGUCGACUGGACCCACAACACAGCCGGCGUGAUGUCCGGAUACGAAGAGUACGUUCGCGGCACCGAAGCUCGCGCGGCGCAUCUCGAACCUCGCCUCGAACGUGAAAAACGCCAUCGCACGUCCGCCUACGACGAGGUCGAAGCGCGCAUCUUUCACGAAGGCUGA